AUCUAAAAUCAUUAACAUAAUUCUACCCAUCCCAUUUACUCAGGUCCUCGUCUACCAACCACCCAUUCAUCUCUUUCUUCAACCUCUUCAUCCCUCCUCCCUCACGAGUCACGACCACCGCCCCUCCCACCACAAUUCUCUCUCCUCCUUUACGACCACCUUCCAUCCCACCACCGUCUUUCUCCUCCCUAAGAUCACGGCCCUUAGCUCCCACCACCGACGAACGAUCCUCUUCAUCUCUCCUCCCUCACAAGUUUCAGUUGAAGAUGAUGUGCGAUUAUUCUGGGUUUUGUUCGAAUAUUCUGGGUUUUGUUCGAUUUUCUGGGUUUUGAUUUCGAUUUUUUGGGUUUUGAUUUCGAUUUUCUGGAUUUUGAUUUCAAUUUUCUGGGUUUUGAUUUCGAUUUUCUGGGUUUGAUUUCGAUUGAAGGUGAUGAUGAUGGUCGGAUUUCUGGGUUAGGGUUUUAGGGCGUGGGUUUUGGGUUUUAUUGAAGGUGAUGAUGGUAACGAUUUCUGGGUUAGGGUUCUAGGGCGUGGGUUUUGGGUUUUUGAAAGUGAUGAUGGUGACGAUUUCUGGGUUAGGGUUCUAGGGCGUGGGUUUUAGGUAUUUUGGGUGACAAUUUCUGGGUUUUUGGGUUUGGGAUUUCUGGGUUUUUAGGUUAGGGAGGGGGCUGCCGGAAAAAGGAGGGAAAGACGGGGGAGGGGGCUGCCGAAAAAGGGAGGGGUAGACGAAUGAGGGGGCUGCCGAAAAAGGGUGGAGUUGCCGGAAAGUUGCUAUCAUGGAUGAAGGUGGAGGGGAAGAGGGCAGCCAUGAAUGAAGGUAGAGGGGAAGGGGAAGACAGCCAUUAAUUAGACACUCUCUCCUCCUAAUCACAUGAAUAAAAUACACUAAUUAUAAUUAUCAAAUUUUGUCUCGUGAACCGCACUCCCUCUGAAAGUUGCAGAUAAUAAAGACCGGAGGUAGUAAUUCAAAACCUCACUCCCUCGGCUCCUACCCAACUCUACACUCUCACUAGUGCACUUCUUUCAAAGCCAGACCACCCUGCCGCGACUCCCACCACCGCCUCCUCCGCCACGACCACUAUCUAUUAAACACUUCUUUCUCUUUUUAUGGAGAAUAUUCUGAAGAAAUAUCAACAGAAAUUCAAGAAAGUUCGAGAAGAAAUGGAUCACUGGGAAGACCUUCAAUCCCGGUUACUUUCUCAGUUUUCUAAUGCUUCUUCAGUUAUUGGAAGAAUUGAGGUGAUUGGAAAUAAGAGGAAUUAUGGUGGUUUGAAGGGUGUUGAUGGGAUUGAAGAUGCAGUUUUGCAGAAGCAAAUGGAGUCUUUGGAGACAAUUUUGCUCUCACUUAAGAAGACUAUGUUGGAUUUCCACAGUAUUGUACUGUCACUGGAAAAGAUGGUCAGAGACAGUAGGCAGCUUGUUGGAAGAGGAUCUCAUGUGCUUUCCACUAAACAACUGCAGCAAAGGGUGGGAAUUAAACCAAGUCUUUCAGAUUGCUUGGAUGGGCUUGCUAUUUUGCAGGAGAUGCACAGCUCUGAGUACCGCCUUAAAUCAUCAGUGGUUUCUGCACUCUUGAGUAUUGCUUUAAAGCCCAGUUCCAAAGAUUUGGGAGCAUUGCGUCAGCUUUUGUUCGAUCAGCCAAAUAUUCCGAGAGAUGAAGUGCAGUUAAUCUAUGACAUCAUAUUCGCCGAAGACAUUUCUUGAGGUAGAGAUUGGUCAUCUGUCAUAUGAAGCUGGAAUUUUGUAAAAGUGCUGUUCAGCCUUGAUCAACAGGACUUCAGUCAUUUAAAGCUUGAUCUCUGUGACAUGGUUGGCGGGGUUAUGGCAUCACAGUACUCCCUGACUGAAGGUUAUCUAAUGAGGAUGCAUCUCAGUAUCACAUGUAACUGCAGGUUUCCUGUGCAGAUGAUAUUCAGGAUAAUACUGAAGCCCUUUAGCCUAUCUGGUGUUUUAUUUAUAUUAUUAUUUAUACAAAGUAUAUAUUAUUCUGGGAAAAAUCCCAGGUGACCAGAAAAAGUCAGCUUGUAUGCAAUAUAUUGUGUACCAGUAAUCCAAUGUUUCUAUGAUCAUUUGCAUCGAUUAUUAUUUUGUGAA
Molecule: messenger RNA, 2094 nt
Organism: Chenopodium quinoa (quinoa)
Lineage: Eukaryota; Viridiplantae; Streptophyta; Magnoliopsida; Caryophyllales; Amaranthaceae
Exons: 6
Coding region: 1108-1704 (198 amino acids)
Source: RefSeq, a predicted model, not a curated record